AUGGGUCCAAAGAAAGCGCAAAGUGAAAAGUCAGAUACGCAGAAGAAAUCCGCAACCAAGAAAGCGCCCGAGCAUCCACCUUACAAAGAAAUGAUAAGUGCAGCUAUCCAUAAUCUGAAAGAAAGGAACGGCUCAUCAAGACAAGCUAUCAAAAAAUAUAUACAUGCUAACUACAAGUCUGCGGUUGAUUUUCCCGCGCCACAUCCCAUGCAGGUUGGUGAUGGCAGUGAUGGUCAGAUUAAUCUAGCUAUCAAGCGUGGUGUUGCUAAUGGAGAUUUUCUUCAACCAAAAGGGCCUUCUGGUCCCGUGAAGAUCAACAAAAAACCCAGUACAGCGAAGAAGGAAGCUCCGAAGAAAGAGCCGACUAGCAAGAAGGAGACAAAGAAAGCAGCACCUAAAAAGAAGACUGAAAAGAAACCAGAAAGAAAGAAGACCGAGACCAAAGCUGCACCCAAAAAGACAAAAGCUACGCCGGCCAGAAAAGUGACUAAAAGAACCGUUAGCAAGACUGAUAAAUCAGCCGCAAAGACCGAAAAGAGAAAGAAAACCACAACUAGUAGCACCAAAAGGGCUACCAAGAAGUCUAGGAAUGAAUAA
This is a messenger RNA of Paraglomus occultum, 597 nucleotides long. Lineage: Eukaryota; Fungi; Glomeromycota; Glomeromycetes; Paraglomerales; Paraglomeraceae. The record is from the annotation of a GenBank genome assembly.